CAUCAUGGCGGACCCUAGAGAUAAGGUGCUUCAGGACUACCGCAAGAAGCUGCUGGAGCACAAGGAGAUCGACGGCCGUCUUAAGGAGUUAAGGGAACAAUUAAAAGAACUUACCAAGCAGUAUGAAAAGUCUGAAAAUGAUCUGAAGGCCCUACAAAGUGUUGGGCAGAUUGUGGGUGAAGUGCUUAAACAGUUAACUGAAGCAAAAUUCAUUGUUGAAGCUACCAAUGGACCAAGAUAUGUUGUGGGUUGUCGUCGACAGCUUGACAAAAGUAAGCUGAAGCCAGGAACAAGAGUUGCUUUGGAUAUGACUACACUAACUAUCAUGAGAUAUUUGCCAAGAGAGGUGGAUCCACUGGUUUAUCACAUGUCUCAUGAGGACCCUGGGAAUGUUUCUUAUUUUAAGAUGGGAGGGCUAUCAGAACAGAUCCGGGAAUUAAGAGAGGUAAUAGAAUUACCUCUUACAAACCCAGAGUUAUUUCAGCGUGUAGGAAUAAUACCUCCAAAAGGUAUGGGAAAAACACUCUUGGCACGAGCUGUUGCUAGCCAGCUGGACUGCAAUUUCUUAAAGGUUGUAUCUAGUUCUAUUGUAGACAAGUACAUUGGUGAAAGUGCUCGUUUGAUCAGAGAAAUGUUUAAUUAUGCUAGAGAUCAUCAACCAUGCAUCAUUUUUAUGGAUGAAAUAGAUGCUAUUGGUGGUCGUCGGUUUUCUGAGGGUACUUCAGCUGACAGAGAGAUUCAGAGAACGUUAAUGGAGUUACUGAAUCAACUGGAUGGAUUUGAUACUCUGCAUAGAGUUAAAAUGAUCAUGGCUACAAACAGACCAGAUACACUGGAUCCUGCUUUGCUGCGUCCAGGAAGAUUAGAUAGAAAAAUACAUAUUGAUUUGCCAAGUGAACAAGCAAGAUUAGACAUACUGAAAAUCCAUGCAGGUCCCAUUACAAAGCAUGGUGAAAUAGAUUAUGAAGCAAUUGUGAAGCUUUCAGAUGGCUUUAAUGGAGCAGACCUGAGAAAUGUUUGUACUGAAGCAGAUAUGUUUGCAAUUCGUGCUGAUCAUGAUUUUGUAGUACAGGAAGACUUCAUGAAAGCAGUCAGAAAAGUGGCUGAUUCUAAGAAGCUGGAGUCUAAAUUGGACUACAAACCUGUGUAAUUUACUGUAAGAUUUUUGAUGGCUGCAUGACAGAUGUUGGCUUAAUGUAAAAAUAAAGUUAAAGAAAAUAAUGUAUGUAUUGGCAAUGAUGUCAUUAAAAGUAUAUGAAU
Messenger RNA from Symphalangus syndactylus (siamang), 1260 nucleotides. Its product is annotated as 26S proteasome regulatory subunit 10B-like. Lineage: Eukaryota; Metazoa; Chordata; Mammalia; Primates; Hylobatidae. Gene Ontology annotation, molecular function: ATP binding; ATP hydrolysis activity. The record is from RefSeq and is a predicted model, not a curated record.